GCCCUCCGUGAGGCGGCCCGCCGGAGCGCCGCGCGGGGCGGGGGUCGGCGCCGGGGGUUGCCGCGGCGGACGGCGCCCGGGGGCGCUGGAGCGCGAGUGGCGGCGGUGGAGCGGCCAUGAAGGCGGGAGCUACUUCCAUGUGGGCUUCCUGCUGUGGAUUGCUGAAUGAAGUGAUGGGUACUGGAGCGGUCCGUGGCCAGCAGGCUGGCUUUGGGGGAGGCGCUGGCCCGUUCCGAUUCGCACCAAACACGGACUUCUCGGCAUACCCAUCUCCAGCUGCUGCAGGCACUAACAUAGUUUGCAAAGCCUGUGGACUUUCCUUUUCGGUUUUCAGGAAAAAACAUGUGUGUUGUGACUGCAAGAAGGAUUUUUGCUCCGUGUGCUCCGUUUCACAAGAGAAUCUCAGGAGAUGUUCCACUUGCCACUUGCUGCAAGAAACAGCUUUUCAGCGCCCUCAGUUAAUGAGGUUGAAAGUGAAGGAUCUGCGUCAGUACCUGAUUCUCAGAAACAUACCAACAGAUACCUGCAGAGAGAAGGAAGACUUGGUGGAUCUGGUGCUGUGCCACCACGGGUUGGGUUUGGAGGAGAUGGACAGCAGCAGCUUGCACUCGUCACGGUCACAGACUUCAGGGUUUUUUACUCAUCCAUUUUCUAUGUCUGUAUCAGUGUCAUCUCAAGGAGAGCUUGCAAACAGAAGUGGAAGCACAGGAAAUGGAACACCUUUACAGGGACAAACGGAAACAUCUUCUGUCAAUAAUGAAGAAGACGAAAGUCCAGAAGAGCAGACCCCUGGACUGUCCAGAAAGCGAGCAAGGGCAUCUCUGUCUGAUAUUUCAAGUCUGGAAGACAUUGAAGGGUUGAGCGUUCGGCAGCUGAAGGAAAUACUUGCCUGUAAUUUUGUCAACUACUCAGGAUGCUGUGAAAAAUGGGAACUCGUGGAAAAAGUGAGCAGACUAUACAGAGAGAGUGAGGAAAACCACAAAACACAGGGUGAGAAGAUGCAGCUGACGGACGACGACGACAACCUGUGUCGGAUCUGCAUGGACGCUGUCAUCGACUGUGUCCUGCUGGAAUGCGGCCACAUGGUCACUUGCACCAAGUGUGGCAAGAGGAUGAGCGAGUGCCCCAUCUGCCGCCAGUACGUUGUCCGGGCUGUGCACGUCUUCAAGUCUUAAGCGCAGACCAAAGCCCGACGGUGCAGUCACCCAGCCAGGAUUCCUGUGGGCAGGAAUGCCGAACCUUGGGGUGCGUUUCAGCUUUUCAAUAAACACCAUUUUGAAGAUUAGGAUCCUAGAAGUUUGUGAAAGAUUUUUCUACGGCGUAACCGAGUGCCGGGGUUGGGCAGGACGGUGCCCGUGUGUACGGUAACUCGCCUUACAACCCCGCACACUGUUGGAUCAAACUGUUUACAGCAGUCCUUGCUCUCUUCUGAAUAAUACCACCUCAAACGAACACGUUCAGGACUCAGCAAGCAGUCAGGAACACCACUGCUUGCCUGUGUUUGCGUGUGACCUUGUCUAGUGCAUUAGAAGCAACAAAUCUCAGUUGAAUAUUCAGCUUUUAUGUAAUUAUAGAAUGUAAGUGCUGCAACGCUGCUCCUGCAGCAGCGGUAGCAGUAAGCUGCGCCUGUAGGAAGCACUGCCAUGAAUGGUACCUGCACAGAGGCCCUUAAGCAAUGUCUUGCCGUUACACACGUGCUGUCCUGGCCAUUCCCUGGAACCGUACAAAAAACCUCCAUCACGUUGUAGGGCACAGUCAUUGUGCAGGGCCCUGCUGUGUGGUGUCCAACUACCCAUUACUAAGUGUUUUUUAGUUUAGGAAUAACCUAUUUUUUUAAAAAGGGGGUAUAUAGUAACCAUAUUACUGUGGUCCUUAAGCCACUCAUGCCUAUUGUAACUAUUACUCUUACGUGUGAUGAUUGUACUCCAUCUGUACUGUGAAUACUAAUCAGGGUCAUGAAACUUCUUGCUGCUAACACGUGGAAUGUACUCAUGGUGUUACUGACCUUAAACAGGGGGGUGUUGUUCAGGGGAAGGGAGAUGCAGUAUUUGUUUGAAACCUCACAUUCACAGGCUUUUAACCAGGGCUGUGUCACUAACAACCCCUCUUCCCCUCAGCUGCUGACUCCUGGUGUUGCUGUCAGCCCUUGGCUCUGGUCCCAGCUGGCUUUGUGCUCUACUCGGAGCAGGGUUUUAAGUGGCCUGUAGGAUACUGGGGAAACUUGCUCAUGUUUUAGGGACAAAUGCGCAGCCAGUCAUGGCCAUGGCUGCGUCCACUGCAAAAACCCAGGAGAGGCAAAGCAGGGACAUGGGUUUUCCAGGCAGUUGUUCCUUUAAGCAGGGCUGCUCAGUGCAGCUGCAGCUUCUCCUUUUGAUUUCCUGUGUGGCAGCAAAGUAACAGAGCCAGGGCCCUGUCGUACUGGAGAACUCCCAGCUCUGCCAGGCCUGCUCUCCUCUUUUAUGUGAAGUUAACGCUGGCUUGAGAAAGCAGCUCCUCCUCAGAGCAGCGCACAGCUUGCAGCCGCCGCGGGUUAUUGUUCAGAAGGGAGCAAACCUCUCACUGGCUUUAUUUUUUAGCAGUAACUUUUUAAUGGCACUGAGUGCCCGGAGCCUCUGUUCAGCAGGUUGGCCAGUGAGGAGAACCCCCUCUCUGUAAUCUCCGUGCUGAUCAUUCGCCACAAAAGCAUAAUAAAGAUUUCUGAUGGA
This is a messenger RNA of Strigops habroptila (Kakapo), 2705 nucleotides long. RefSeq names its product ring finger protein 34 (gene RNF34). The record is from RefSeq and is a predicted model, not a curated record. The coding region runs from base 117 to 1175 and encodes 352 amino acids. NCBI's taxonomy places the organism in Eukaryota, Metazoa, Chordata, Aves, Psittaciformes, Psittacidae. Gene Ontology annotation, molecular function: ubiquitin protein ligase activity. Gene Ontology annotation, cellular component: plasma membrane; cytoplasm. Gene Ontology annotation, biological process: proteasome-mediated ubiquitin-dependent protein catabolic process; negative regulation of extrinsic apoptotic signaling pathway via death domain receptors; protein K48-linked ubiquitination. The transcript is spliced from 6 exons.